CUGGCCGAUACAGGCAGCUUCGUCAAUGUCCUGGAAAGUAUGCCCAAGGGCGAGGCCUUCAACGUGGGGCAGAUGUACUACCAGUUCGGCCAGGCCAUCCGGUCGGGGCAGGACUGCCAGCCCGACUUCGCCACGGCGGUAAACCUGCACCAUCUGGUAGACGCCAUCAGGCAGGCCUCUGACGAGGGCAGGGAAGUGGCGAUAGGGUAG
Molecule: messenger RNA, 210 nt
Organism: Geodia barretti
Lineage: Eukaryota; Metazoa; Porifera; Demospongiae; Tetractinellida; Geodiidae
Source: the annotation of a GenBank genome assembly